Molecule: messenger RNA, 1095 nt
Organism: Ananas comosus (pineapple)
Lineage: Eukaryota; Viridiplantae; Streptophyta; Magnoliopsida; Poales; Bromeliaceae
Exons: 1
Coding region: 1-1095 (364 amino acids)
Molecular function (GO): zinc ion binding; nucleic acid binding
Source: RefSeq, a predicted model, not a curated record
AUGGCUCUCACAAGAUUCACGAAAUUUCACCGGCCUACGUUCGACGGAGAUGUGAUAGAUCCUUGGACAGUGGAGACAUGGUUAGCGACAAUGGAGACCCUGUUCGAGGACAUCUACACUGAGGAGCGAGAUAAGGUGAAUUUGGCCGCACACUGUUUCGACAAACGGGCCCAAGUGUGGUGGAAGCGAGUAAAGCAAGAUCGAGCUCCGGCUCUUACCCCGAUCGAUUGGGAGGAGUUCCGGAAGCUGUUGUUUGCGGAGUACUUCCCCGACAGUGAUAGGCGGAAGAUGCGGGAAGACUUCAGGAAGCUUAAGCAAGGCAACCGCACGGUUCGGGAGUACGAGCGGGAGUUCACCCAUCUUUUGAAUUGCGUCCCGGACGUUGCGGUAACGGAGCAAGACCGAGCAGAUUGCUUCGUGAGAGGACUCCGACCAGGAGUGUUUCGGACGGUGCAUGCCUUCAAGUUCCAUACUUUUGAGAAGGCCUUGGACCGUGCCUUGUGGGUCGAGCACGAGAACGCUUGCGAGCGUGAGGAUCGUGAGAUGUACGAGAAGGACAAAGAGAGGAAGCGACCGGGCGGUAGUUCGGGGGGACAAUCGAGUUCUAGGAAGCCCCAGAAGUAUCCACGAUCGCAAUUGAAGGGCCGCGGAGCACAGCGGUGUAUCUUUUGUGGCGGUGACCACCGACCUAGUGUAUGUGAGCAGCGCCGAGGAAAGUGCUUUAAGUGCGGGCAAGCCGGACACAUUGCACGUGACUGUCCUCAGGGAGGAGCUUCUCCUGCCCCGUCUGUUGCAUCGGCCCUGGCGAUUUCGGCUCGUUAUGGAGUUCCACUUGCUGCAGCGUCGGUUGGACGUGCGGCGGCGCCACACCAACCUGAACCAGCACGAUCGGCUCUGAGCGGCCGGGUGUAUGCCGCUCAAGUGCAAGUCGAGGAACCCACCGAAGCCGAGGAGCGCAAUGUGGUGGCAGGUAUGAUUUUGGUUAACAGUGUUCGAGCAAGGGCUUUUUUGGAUACUGGCGCGUCUCACUCGUUCAUUAACCGAUCAUUUGCUCAAGAGCAUGAUGUCGAGAUUCGUCUAGGGGAGAACGUUUGA